Molecule: messenger RNA, 916 nt
Organism: Pyrgilauda ruficollis (rufous-necked snowfinch)
Lineage: Eukaryota; Metazoa; Chordata; Aves; Passeriformes; Passeridae
Gene: NACA
Product: nascent polypeptide associated complex subunit alpha
Exons: 8
Coding region: 155-802 (215 amino acids)
Biological process (GO): protein targeting to membrane
Cellular component (GO): nascent polypeptide-associated complex; cytoplasm
Source: RefSeq, a predicted model, not a curated record
AGCAGAGCCCGGAACGCCGGAGCGCGGCCGCGGGGGCCGGGCCGGACCGUGUUGCCGGCUUCUCCCCCUGCCCCGGAAGUCCCGCGCUCCCGGAAGUCGCGCUGCCCUCUCGGUCUCUUUCCGCCGCCAUCUUGGGCCCCGCUCCCCGCACAAAAUGCCCGGCGAAGCCACAGAAACCGUCCCGGCCACGGAGCAGGAGCUGCCGCAGCCGCAGGCGGAGACAGGGUCUGGCACAGAGUCUGACAGCGAUGAAUCCGUACCAGAGCUCGAAGAGCAGGACUCCACACAGGCCACGACGCAGCAGGCACAGCUCGCGGCAGCAGCCGAAAUAGAUGAAGAACCCGUCAGCAAAGCAAAACAGAGCCGGAGCGAGAAGAAAGCUCGCAAGGCAAUGUCCAAGCUGGGCCUUCGCCAGGUGACAGGAGUCACCAGAGUCACCAUCCGGAAAUCCAAGAACAUCCUCUUUGUCAUCACAAAGCCAGACGUGUACAAGAGCCCGGCGUCAGACACCUACAUCGUCUUUGGCGAGGCCAAGAUCGAAGACCUGUCCCAGCAGGCUCAGCUGGCAGCUGCCGAAAAGUUCAAAGUGCAAGGAGAACCUGUUUCCAACAUCCAGGAAAACACACAGACCCCCACCGUGCAGGAGGAGAGUGAGGAAGAGGAGGUUGACGAAACCGGCGUGGAGGUGAAAGACAUCGAGCUGGUGAUGUCGCAGGCGAACGUGUCGCGGGCGAAGGCCGUGCGAGCCCUCAAGAACAACAGUAACGACAUUGUAAACGCGAUAAUGGAACUGACGAUGUAGCCGCCGGAGGGAGGAGCCUUUUUUGGUGUUUCAGAGAGAAGAGUAAAAUACGUCUAAAUUUAAAAUUUGUACUAUUUCUAUCGGUUAAUAAAGUUGUGGCUUAUUGUUGGUGAA